Messenger RNA from Notothenia coriiceps (black rockcod), 910 nucleotides. It is a transcript of the gene rgn, whose product is annotated as regucalcin. Gene Ontology annotation, molecular function: gluconolactonase activity; enzyme regulator activity; calcium ion binding. The record is from RefSeq and is a predicted model, not a curated record. Gene Ontology annotation, biological process: L-ascorbic acid biosynthetic process. NCBI's taxonomy places the organism in Eukaryota, Metazoa, Chordata, Actinopteri, Perciformes, Nototheniidae.
UGUCUUCCUGUUUUUUCCAUGGUUCUCUUCUGUGAUUGGUCCAGUCUGAUGAUGUCAUCGGUUAAAGUGGAGUGCGUGAUAAAGGCGGGUGCUCUGAUUGGAGAAGGGCCGCUGUGGGAGGAGUCCCAACAGACGCUGAUGUUUGUCGAUAUCGCCGGGCAGAAAAUCCACCGCUGGAGGCCAACGACCAAUCAGAGCGAGUCUGUGGAGACAGAGGACUUUGUAAGCUUCGUGGUUCCUCGUGUCUCCGGGGGUUACCUGGCAGGCAUGGGUCGUAGCAUCGUGGCUGUUGAAUGGUCGACUCAGAUGAUGACAUCACUGGUGGAGCUGGACGAGGACAAACCGAACAACCGUCUGAACGACGGGAAGGUGGAUCCGAGAGGACGCCUGCUGGCAGGUACGAUGGGGAGGGAGAACCGACCGGCGGAGGUUCAGAGGCAACAAGGGUCUCUAUUCUCUGUGACCUCUGACCUCUCUGUGACCAAACACCUGACACAGGUGGACAUCUCUAACGGGAUGGACUGGUCUCUGGAUCACAAAACGUUUUUUUACAUCGACAGUUUGUCUCUGACCGUUGACGCUUUCGACUACGACUCAGACUCUGGACGUCUCGGUAACCGGCGUGUUGUGUACCACCUGGUCGAGGGGGAGGGGCUUCCUGACGGGAUGACGGUGGACGCGGACGGUCGUCUCUGGGUGGCGAUUUAUAACGGAGGGCGAGUCCUCAACAUCGACCCCGAAACCGGUGUGUGUCUGCAGACUGUUUCUCUGCCGGUGACAAAGACCACUUCCUGUUGUUUUGGGGGUCCGGACUUCUCCGACCUCUACGUGACCUCAGCCAGUCUUGGCCUGGACCAAUCAGAGCGGAGGAAGCAGCCGCUGGCCGGGGGGGUCUUCAGGGUGAGCGGGA